Molecule: messenger RNA, 1045 nt
Organism: Histoplasma capsulatum G186AR
Lineage: Eukaryota; Fungi; Ascomycota; Eurotiomycetes; Onygenales; Ajellomycetaceae
Product: phosphatidylglycerophosphatase
Exons: 1
Coding region: 221-1045 (274 amino acids)
Molecular function (GO): phosphatidylglycerophosphatase activity
Source: RefSeq, a predicted model, not a curated record
CGACAGCAAUAAACAGACCUUUGUUCUGAUUCUGGGCAACCGCCAGCCCGAUACAUUUUUAAUCAAUGGCUUGAUUCAUUUUCCUAUUUUCAUUUUCAAUUAGGUCUCAUGGUUACCAACAUCUGUUAUCUAGCAACCAUCUCUAAGCUCAACCCCUCGCGGAUGCUUGAGCUAACAUCAUCCGUCCUCUCCUGUAUACACCAGAUAAAUAGAGGUCACCAUGCCACGUCCACUCAAUCCGAAUAUCCCAGCCUUCAAUCUUGCCAUAUCCACUCUAUUCCGUAAUCCAUCACUCCUUGUCCCCAAUUAUACAAUUCCGACAUUCCUUCAACUGCCAGGAGACAACUUGGGUGCCCACCUUAUUCCCUCCUCGUACUUCUCCACACCAAGCAGCCAUGCCAAUCAACAUAAAUUUCCACCCAAAAUUCGUGCCCUAGUAAUCGACAAAGACAACACACUCACCCCACCAGAGUCCCGCAUAAUCCCCCCUGCCUAUAUGCAAAAGCUCAAGGACCUCCGUACCGACACUUCCUCUCCCUUCAACAUGAAUAAUAAUCCACAUGGCAUUCUAAUCGUUUCAAACACGGCGGGGAGUGAUCCAAACAUUGCACUUUACGAGGAAGAAGCAAAACAUAUCGAGUCGGUCUUGUCCCAUUUGAAAAUUCCAGUUUUUAGAUCUGGCAUCCCCCCGAAAGUGGUUGGCUCCAGCGAAGCUUCAGAGUCUCCGCCAACGCGCCAUUCGCUCAAGAAACCGUUUUCUUACCCUUCUAUCCUCGCCCACCUUCGUGCUCAGAAUGCUAUAGCUUCACCAGAUGAAGUUGCGAUAGUGGGUGAUCGCCUCGGCACGGACGUGAUUAUGGCUGGACUCAUGGGUUCGUGGAGCAUUUGGACACAAAUGGGGGUGACUGUUGGUGUAGAGGGGAAGGAUGAAGGGAGAGAAGGUAUGGAUUUCAGAGGCAGGUUGGCCAAACUAGAAGUGAGGUUAGAGCGGUACCUAAGGCGAAGAGGAGUUGCACCAGCGGUGCCAAAAGGGUGGGAAAGUUGA